This is a messenger RNA of Symbiodinium sp. CCMP2592, 2967 nucleotides long. Lineage: Eukaryota; Dinophyceae; Suessiales; Symbiodiniaceae. The record is from the annotation of a GenBank genome assembly.
AUGAAAGCUGCUGCACAAAUUAUUGAGGCUUCCGAAGGCCAUGUGCCCGAUGACCUGAAUUGGGAUCCCCUGACGAUGAGCUAUGGCGAGAAUGGUCUGCCGAGCGACGCGAUCGAGCUUCCGCCGGAACUGAUGAUGAACCUCGUAGGCCCUGGCCUUGCAGCGGUCCGAGCAGCCCAACGACCGCCACCUCCCGCAGCACCAUUGGCUCCAUCCCAGGAGCGUGCAAGGAAACGCUUGCAGCAGAGAAAGGAGGCCGCUGCCCGGGAAGCUGCCGAAAAAGCAGAGACCCAAGAGAAGCAGGCAGAGGAAGUAUUGGAUGAGUCCUGGAUCGAUCAGAUGGAGCAGAAGAAUGCCAAAAAGAAGGCAAACCAAGAAAAGGCAGCUCAAAUCCGCAAAGAACGCAAGAAGGCCAAGAAAGCAGACGCUGUUGCAAAGCAGGAGGCAUUGGAGGUAGCAGAAGCAGAGGACGUCAAAGAAGAUGCCGAAGCUGAGGUAGAGGAUGAACCGGAGGAGGAACAGGCUGAAGAUCCGAUCGACGAGGAGGAGGAGGACACGCAGUUUGUGGAGCAGUCGAAGCAGCGCCGCAAGCGACAGGCCAAGCAGGCCAAGAAGCUUGCAGAGGAAAAAAUACGUCAGGAGGAGGAGGAGCAGCGCCAGAAAUUGGAAGCAGCAUUGCGCGAGAGAAGAGAAGCUGAUCAGAGAAGAAAGGCACAGGAGGAGCAGGACCGCUUGGAACAAGAGCACCAACAAAGGCUGCAACGGGAGGCAGAGCAGGCAGAAUUGCGCCGCAAGGCCGAGAAGGAAGCCGAGCUGAAGAAAGAAGAGGAGGAGCGCCAGGAGCGCCAGAAGGAAGAGAAGCGCAAGCGUGAGGAAGAGGAGAAAGAGCGCCAGAGGCAAGCUGAGGAGGAAGAGCGGAAGCGACAGGAGAAGGCCGAAAAGAUCAAGGAGGAACAAGCCGCUGAGACGAAGGAAGCGGAGGAGCUGGGGCGCGAGCAGGUCAAGCAGAAGGCGGCAGAAGAGCGCCGUCGAGCUGAGGAGUUUCAGGAAGCUAUGGCACAACGGGACGCAGAGAGAUCACGACGCGGAGGAAGGGAUAGAAGAUCGCAGGCCAAUUCUGAGCAUCAGGAGAGUGAACAGCCACCACAGGUGAAGUCCCUACGCCAGACGCUGACUCCUUCCCAGCUCCGGCGUCAACAGCGUAAGCGCCAAAAAGAGGCGAGGCGAGCAGCGGAGGCAGCCGAGGCUGAAGCAACCGGGGGCCACAAGGGAAACCACAGUGACAAAGAAGACAGUGAGGAGGACUUUGUCGAAGAGGAGAAGCCAAAGCCAUCCGAGCGGAAGCAGCACGAGCGCCAUCCGAGGAAGGAGCGAGAGAAAGCUGAGACAAGGGCGCAGCAGGUCGAAAGAAACUCUUCGGACGAGAAGGCAGAUUCCAGGCGAGGUAGCAAAGAAGAUGCGAAGACACCCGAGGCCAGAACUAGCAGCCCGCCGCGGGAAGAAGCGCAAGAGAUGCUGCCUGGUGCCAGCACGCCCGAGAGACAGGAGUCCGAGGAGCUGGAGAAGCCGGAAACCGCCGCGGCCAAGGAGUUGAGGUCGGAUGCCGAGGCAUUCACUCUUUCCGGGUCCAGUCAGGCAUUUGGCCGACGCAAGCGGUCGCAGGAUAUGCAGGACGAGCAGACUCUGAUGCAAUCGAUGAUGCCCAUCACAACGCUGAUGAUCUCGCAGAUUCCAGACCACAUGGAUGCCGAUACCUUCCGGCGACAGCUGGACACGUGGGGCUUCGUUGGAACCUACAACUUCUUUUACAUGCCUCCGGAGCCCUCCGAGGGUUGGGGUGGCAGAUGUGUCUUCAUCAACUUCGAAGACCAGGCGGUUGCCAGCAUGUGCCUAAGCUACUUCCAGCAGUGCCCGAGUGAGGGUGUGGCCCAGCCAUACAGCAUCCAGGGCCUGGAGAACAACAUCGCACACUUCAGUCAGUUUGUGGGGUCGGGUGAUAUGGUGAACGGCCCGCUGAUCGUUCCCACGCCCACGCCCGCGGCCUGGGCCAUCAACGGUGCGCAGGCAAUGAUGAAUAAUCCUUCAGGCAAGUUUUCCCCACAGAUCCGUGGACAGUUCCACAAGACCAAGAUGUGUGCCUUCCACAAGAAGAAGAAGUGCACAAUGGGUGUCGGCUGUCCUUUCGCGCACUCCAGAGAAGAGCUCAAUGCACCUCCAGAUCUUUCGAAGACGAAGCUUUGUGUCAACUUCUUUAGAAAGAAGUGCAACGAUGCCAACUGCAAGUUUGCACACGGGCACGCUGAGCUGCGUGCUACGGGCAGUGUCUACAAGACAGAGCUUUGCCGAGCGUGGGCAGCCAACAACUGCAAGGCUGGUGACACAUGCCGCUAUGCGCAUGGAGUGAAGGAGUUGAGGGGAGGCAUGUCCGCGGCCGGAAACGCAAUGGCAUUCAUGGGCUACGGCAUGGAGGAGGAGUACAACAUGGCCCUAGACGGAGUGCAGAUGGGCUGCGAUGUAAUGGGCGGCUUGACCGGUAUUUGGGAGAACGAAGCAGCAGCUAUGCAGCACUACUCGAACUUCGGGGCGGUGUCGUCAACAUUAGCAGGAGACCGACGAGAUCGAAACGGUUUACCGUUCCGCAGCAUUUCGUCGGGCCAACCUCAGGAUGGCACAUCCGACCCAUUCAAUGACACCAUGAGCGACAUGGGAUUGUCAGACACGUCAACGCUGUGUCCGGGAGACGGCAAGCUAAGUCGGCAGCAGACGGCUCCUCCAACUGCGUCAUUUCCAGCUGAGGUGUCGAAUGCCGGAUGCGAGCCGAAGCGAAAGGUGGUUUUGCGAGUAAAAGGCACCUUCAUGGAGUCUGUAUUCCUUGAUGAGGAAGUAGAAAAGAUGCCUUUGCGCCGCUCUUGGAGUGAUGGUGACCUACCACAGCUCCAGGACAUCGAAGGCGAGCAGGAACUCUGA